Lutra lutra (Eurasian river otter) is the source of this 3288-nucleotide messenger RNA. It is a transcript of the gene TMEM245, whose product is annotated as transmembrane protein 245. Lineage: Eukaryota; Metazoa; Chordata; Mammalia; Carnivora; Mustelidae. The transcript has 18 exons. The coding region runs from base 43 to 2676 and encodes 877 amino acids. The record is from RefSeq and is a predicted model, not a curated record.
GGCUUCCCAGUACCGCCUCUUGGCGGCGGCAGCGGAGGCACUAUGGCUGACGGCAGCGGCCCUGCCGAAGCGCCCAGUCCCCGGGGCUCCCCGGGCCGGGUGCUGCGGGUCCCGCGCCCAGUGGGCCCAGGAGGCGGCGGCGGCUGCUGCGGGGAGACGCCGAGGACGCCGGCGCUGGCGCUGCGCUUCGACAAGCCCAUCAAGCAGGCCUUCUACAACACGGGGGCCGUGCUGUUCGUGUGCCUGUGUUGCGGCGCCGCCGUGCUCGUCUACUUCAUCCUGGAGGCCUUCCUGCGGCCGCUGCUGUGGGCCGUGCUGUGCGGCACCUUCUUGCACCCCUUCAAGAGCUCGCUGACGCGCCUGGGCCGCCACUGGCUGCAGCGCCUGCACCGCGCGCACACGCCCAUCGUGCUGGCCGCGCUGCUGCUGCCGCUCUGCUUCGCCGACUACGGCGUCGAGGCCCUGGGCGAGCAGGCGCUGCGCCGCCGCCGCCUGUUGCUGCUGCUGGGCGCGGGCGGCCCUCUCCUCUACGGCCUCUACAGCCUCGGCAGCUACCUGGGCGUGCAGGUGCUGCUGGCGCACGUCGGCGCGCUCAUCUGCCGCGGGCUCGACUACUUCAGCAGCCUGUGGAUCUGGACGUUGGUAGUUGGCUAUGUGUUGACUGUUUCAUUCAAGUGGAAUGCAAGCACUGAACGCUACUUGAGAGCAGUUUCAAUUCCUGUCUGGAUUAUAUUGCUUUUUCAUUUAGCAUCCCUGGCUGGCUCAUGGAGAAUUCCAGUGUUCCUGGUUAUUGUUUUCCUGAUGUCUGUGGGUACCCUCUAUGAGAAACAGAAUGGAAAAGAGUCUUCUGGAGCAGAGUUACCAGGGCAGGUUAUUUCCAUGGCAGCUUCUACUCUAGCGACCUUGGCCAUCUCCAUUACAGGGUACGAAUCCAGCCCUGACGACCCGCCCUCCGCCCAGCCUGCAGAAACCAUGGAUGGAGGAGAUCCCCCUCCAGCAUUAUCCUCCUCUCCUUCACCUUCCACCCCUUCACCCACUCUGGGCAGACAGAGGCCUGAAAUGGGAACGUUUGUCAGGAAGAAGAAAACCAGCGACAUCUACUUCGUGUCCCUGGUGUGGGCCAUUAUCGGAGUCCAGCUCUGGCUGAACCUGUGGAUCGUACAGCUGCUACCGGUGCCGAUUGCAGUCUGGAUCCUCAAAAAGCUUGUUAUUCAUUUUGGAGUUGUGGACUUCCUGGAGAAACGCUGCCUUGUGUGGUGGCAGGCUGUGGAGCACUUCCUCAAGGAGCGGCAAGAGGCUCUCGCCCCGUGGCCAGUUGUUGGGCUUGGAAAAUUCUUGUUAAAAGUUGAUAGCAAGCUCUGGCACUGGCUAAAUAAGAAGAUGAUCAUCUGGUUGGAGAAGAUGUUAGACAAAAUAAUAAGCAUUUUCAUCAUAUUUUUGUUAGUAAUAGGAACUCUUCUGUUAGCUCUACUCCUGACUGCAAAGGUGCAUCAAGAGAGUGUACACAUGAUUGAAGUCACAAGCAGUUUGAUUAAUGAGACUCUAGCAAAUCACCCUGAGUGGGCAAAUUGGCUUCCUGAGGCUCAAGUAGUCCAAAGAGCCCUCAAUUCUGCAGCUAACAACGUGUACCAGUAUGGAAGAGAAUGGAUAACACACAAGCUUCAUAAAAUUCUGGGAGAUAAGGUGAACAAUACUGCUGUAAUUGAAAAGCAAGUACUAGAACUUUGGGACAGAUUGUAUCAUUCUUGGUUUGUAAAGAACGUAACGCACUCUGGAAGGCACAAAGGACAGAAGAUGCAUAUAAGUCGUCAGAAUAGCUGGCUGGGAGACAUCCUGGACUGGCAGGAUAUCGUUUCCUUUGUUCAUGAGAACAUUGAGACAUUUCUUUCGAUCUUAGAGUCUCUGUGGAUUGUCAUGAGCCGGAACGUGAGCCUGCUUUUCACCACUGUCACGACGCUGCUGACCAUCCUCUUCUACAGUGGGACUGCCCUUCUCAAUUUCGUGCUGUCUCUGAUAAUUUUCCUGACCACACUAUUUUAUCUAUUAAGUUCCAGCGAUGAGUACUACAAGCCAGUGAAGUGGGUGAUAAGCCUGACACCACUGUCUCAGCCAGGUCCUUCUUCUAAUAUUAUUGGCCAGUCUGUGGAAGAAGCUAUCAGAGGGGUGUUUGAUGCUUCCCUCAAAAUGGCUGGCUUCUAUGGAUUGUACACAUGGCUGACUCAUACCAUAUUUGGCAUCAAUAUUGUCUUCAUACCAUCAGCAUUAGCAGCAAUCCUAGGAGCAGUGCCAUUUCUGGGGACAUACUGGGCAGCAGUACCUGCAGUUCUAGAUCUGUGGCUCACACAAGGCUUAGGGUGCAAAGCCGUCUUACUGUUGGUUUUUCAUCUCUUGCCAACAUACUUUGUAGAUACGGCCAUCUAUUCGGAUAUAUCAGGAGGUGGGCAUCCUUACUUGACAGGCUUGGCAGUGGCUGGCGGGGCAUACUACUUAGGCCUGGAAGGAGCAAUCAUUGGGCCCAUACUUCUCUGCAUACUCGUGGUCGCUUCCAAUAUCUAUAGUGCUAUGCUAGUGAGUCCCACAAAUUCAGUGCCCACGCCAAACCAGACCCCGUGGCCUGCCCAGACUCAGCGGACUUUCCAUGAUAUUUCUGAUGAUGCGAAAUCUUCAGUAGACUGACAUGGUUUGCACCACAGCGAUUUCUAUAGGAGGUUCGGUUUCUCACAGCUCAGCUGUGGCCUUCUGUCCUUUCAUCUGUGCCUAGCAAGCAGAGCCCAGGAAAGCAGCAGAACCCUCCUGGCCUUCCAUACAGAAUGCCUGGACAAGAGAGAACUUGCUGUGGGUUGCUUUGCCUUUUAAAGCACAGCUUUAGAACUCAGAAUUGUGGUUUGCUCACUUACCUGUUGCUAAGAUGGCUUGAAAAUUUUCAGUUUAUACACUGGUAACUUGGCUCGAAAUUUCCCACUUUGGUUAUCUAUAUUAUUAUAAUAUGUAUUUAUAAAGGUAUUUUAAGAGUCCUGAACUACCUGCUGUUAAAAAUAUUCACCGUGUAAUUUUCUCCUGGUUUAAGAAAUCCGUUCUUAAACAUUUUUAUGACCGUCACUUUUUAAUGAAGAGGGUUUUUCACUUUUGAAAAUGUAGUUGCUUGAGCAGGAAAAGGGAGUCUUCUACCCUUCUACCUACUCCCCUCUGUGAGUGUAAGGCCCGGUGGCUUAUUUGAAGGUCAGCAAGGUGUGUGUUGCAACCACAGGAGACAGAGAAAAACAAGCUCUUCCUCCCUUUCUCCUCCCU